AUGCCACCCCGCACCCAGGUGGUGAUCCGGCCGAUCCCAGCCACUUCGACGUCCCUUUUGCGGCACACGGUACUCUGGCCGUCGAUCCCACUAGCGGCUCAGCUCCUCCCAUACGAUCACGAACCCACUACGGCUCAUCUAGGCGCCUUUCUCCCUGUACCCCCGGCAAAUUUCGGUCUUCACGACGUGCCCAACGACUACUCUCCCGGCGCCCUCGACCCACAACCCGUCGGCUGCCUCACCGUCGUGUUUGAGGAAUAUCUCGGCGCCCUCCCAAACGACAUCAAGGCCAGGGGACCGAUCCGGCAGCAGGUGCAGCUGCACAAAUUUGCCGUGCUCCAGCAACUGCAAGGUCAGCGUAUUGGCCGUCGCCUGAUCGAACGCGCUCUCGCCGACCUGGCCUCGCUCGACGCCGGCAGGAUCCUCUUCCAUUUCGACGCCCGUCUCGACCAAAUAGGUUUCUACGAGCGUCUGGGAAUGCGCAUCCUCGACCCACGCGUGUUCAUUAAAUACGGGCCGACCGGCGACGGCCCCCCCAUCGAGCAUAUACGCAUGGGCAAGAUCAUCGAUUAG
Messenger RNA from Apiotrichum porosum, 573 nucleotides. RefSeq lists its product as uncharacterized. The coding region runs from base 1 to 573 and encodes 190 amino acids. The record is from RefSeq and is a predicted model, not a curated record. The transcript has a single exon. Lineage: Eukaryota; Fungi; Basidiomycota; Tremellomycetes; Trichosporonales; Trichosporonaceae. Gene Ontology annotation, molecular function: acyltransferase activity, transferring groups other than amino-acyl groups.